ACACAAGGUUCUGAACAUUCAACUAAAUCCUGAAAAUUUUCAGGAGGCCAGAAGGCUACUGUUCUUCUCUUUAAGUUUUAUUGCAAUGUCUCAUGUAAGUCAAGCAAUCUGCUCAGGACAAGCCAUCCAACCUAUCUUUAACCUCUGCGAGCAAGUGAAUGGAGAUCCUGACUUAUCUUCACUGCUGUCAUCAAGGCUGCCAGUAUUUUUAGGGGACAGCAGCAGCUGCAAAAGCAUUUAACAGUCUUCUACGAACAAUGACACUAGGGGUGUCUCAGGACUAAACGCCACAGAGAUUGAGGGACUGCUGGAGCAUUCAAAGAAAAGCUUUCUGAUAAGGCUAAAAUCAUCUUAAAAGGGGCAUGCAAAAGCUUUGGCAAAAUGUGCAGGUGACACUGACUAGACGUUAAUGAGGUGGACAUACCGCAACAAACUUACCGAAGUGGAAAAGGAUUCUUCUUUUUUUUUUUUUUUUUUUUUUUUAAAACCUACAGCUGGAAGUGAGAGCCAGUGAAGCAGGGGAAGUUGGUUGCCACGGAAUGUAUAUUGACAGUUGUCUCCAAGGACUGAAGAGAGUGCCUUGAUAAACAGCUGGACAGCAAAAUUCUUCCAGAGUAAUAAAGAGAAUGAAUGCCUGUAGCCUGUCAAUCUGAGUGGAGGUUGGCAAGUGAGCAGGGAUGGAUGUGUUUGGUGGAGCUCCACGGUUCCUGGCCUACCCUCGUCCUGUUGUAGUACAAAGUGGCACAGAUGCAGUUCUGAAAUGCCAGAUUGGUGGGGAUCCCAGACCAGCAGUUAUAUGGGAGAGAAACAGUGAGAAAAUUCACCCAGAGGGCAGAUACCGGGUGUUUGAGGAUGGCAAUGUCUACAACCUUAUCAUAACCUCUGUGACAAUGGAGGACAGUGGGCAAUACAUCUGUAAGGCCAAGAACUGCAUUGGAGAGACUUACGCAGCAGCCACUUUGAAAGUAGAAGGUGAAGCACAGGAGAUGGAGUUUCGGGAGGAAAACAAGCCACGCUUCCUCAUCAAGCCCCUCUCAACUAGAGUUGGACGAGGAGAGGAUGCCGUGUUCUCCUGUAAGCUGUGGGGAAACCCUAGACCAGAAGUGAUGUGGGAGAAGGAUGGCAAGAAGUUAAAUGAGAUCUUUGAAAGCACACAUUUCGCCAUCAGCUAUCAAGAUGGAGGUUGGUUCCAGCUAAAGAUUUUCAAGACAAGAGCACCAGAUGGAGGGGUGUACACAUGUACGGCCAGGAAUGAAUUUGGAGAGAGUCUGGCGGGGGCUGUGCUAUUGGUGGAUGCUGGACCAGGACAUGAGGAUGAAGGGAACCGUAACGGAUACACUAACGGCCACUGGAAAGCACAUCAGGGAAAACAGAGAAGUGGUAGGCAAGUUGCAACAAGGCUGAAAGAUGGCCCACUGCCAAACUCAGCCAAAGUGAAAAUGUUUGCAGUGACAGAAGGGAAACAUGCAAAGUUUCGAUGCUAUGUAACAGGGAAGCCAAAACCUGAAAUAUUAUGGAGGAAAGAUGGGAGACUUAUCUUAUCUGGGAGACGGUAUCUUUUGUAUGAAGACAGAGAGGGUUACUUCACACUUAAAGUUCUCUACUGCAAACAACAGGACAAUGGAGUUUAUGUCUGUUCUGCUUCAAACACUGCAGGGCAAACCCUGAGUGUGGUACACCUUAUCGUCAAAGAGCCACCUGUCCGAUUUAAGCAACCACUGAAUGACUUGCAAGUAUGGGAGAGAGACUUGGCUGUUCUUGAGUGUGAAGUUCCCGAGGACUCUAUUCCAAUCACAUGGUACUUAGAAGACAGGCGACUACAGCCUGGAGCCAAAUAUGGGAUGGAGGAGUGGGGGACAAAGCGGCGACUCACAAUUCGUGAUAUUGGGGUUGAUGAUGAUGGGAUAUAUCUGUGUGAAAUGGCUGACGGGGGCAGAAGCAUUGCUGAGGUAGCGGUCAAAGGAACCAUUUUAAGAAAGCUUCCACGAAAAGUUGAUGUUCUGGAGGGGGAAAAUGCAGCCUUCUGUGUGGAAGUGGAGGAGGAAGAAAUGGACAUUCAUUGGUACAAAGAUGGAACAGAGCUAAGGGAGACCCAUCAGACCAUUGUCAAAUCCUUUGGAAGGACACACAUCUUGGUUUUUGUCAACACCACACCACAAGACUCUGGUUUGGUCAUGUUCUAUGUGGGUAGAUCGAAGACGUCAUCUCAGCUAAGGGUGAAAGCUGCAAGGCACUUUCCACCAAGCUGUCCUAUCGGGGUACAGAUAAACACAGAGCGAGAGAAUGCAGCUCUCCUUUCCUGGUUUCCAGCACAAGACUCUCGGAAGAAUCCACCUUCAGGGUAUAUAAUUGAGAGACAAGACGUUGGCUCACAAGAGUGGCUGCAAUGUUUAACCACAGACUCUGCAACCUCAGUGGAGAUUCUUGGCGACAGCGUUCCAUGCGAAGCAGACUACAGAUUUCGAAUAUGCAGUUUCAACAAGUAUGGAAGGAGUGGAAAUGUAGAGUUCCCUCGAGCAGUUCACCUUGUUCCAGUUGCCAGAAUCCAAGCACCUCUACAAGAUGCUUUAGUGCCAGAGGGCCAGGAUGCCUGCUUUACCAUUGAGCUCUCUGCCUCAGUUAUAGGCACUUGGUUCUUAAAUGGAAAUCAGCUUCAAGAAGAUGAACGUUUCUCCAUAAGGCGUUCGCGUACACACCAGUCCCUACGCAUUCGUGGGGUACGGGACACAGACAAUGGAGCAGAGAUCACCUUCAUUGCCUAUGGAAUUCGAGAUUCUGCUGCUUUGUACAUACAAGCUCCACUGGUAAAAUUCACUCCACUUUCUGAAAUGGAUCGAAACAAAUUUGUGGAGGUUGGCAACCCUAUAGUGCUCUACUGUGAGCUGUCAGACCCUGAGGCUCCAGUUCGUUGGUAUAAGAAUGGUGUUGAACUUCAAACAAUGGAAGGUCUGCACAUCCAGUCAGAAGGAACAAUGAGGAGGAUUGUCAUCCAAUCAGCUGAUUUCUCCCACUCAGGAGUUUAUAGUUGUGAUGCUAUUGAUGAUGUCAUCAGGUUUAAUGUGGAGGUUGAGGCACCUCCUGUGACAUUUGCCUACAUACCAGAAGAUGAUCUGCACAAAAAUAUUGUGGAACAAGACAAUCUACUCCUUUGCUGUCAAGUGUCCAGGUCAGAUGCUAAUGCACAAUGGUACAAGGACGGAGUAGAACUAAAGCCUUGUGGCAACAUCCUCAUAGAGGCAGAGAACACUAUACGAAGACUGAUCAUCCUUUCAGCUCAAUUCUCAGAUUCUGGGACAUAUACCUGUCGUGCUGGAGAUAGUGCAUUAAUAUUUAAAGUUAACGUAAGAGAACCUCCAGUGAUGAUUGUAUAUCCCAAGGAAGAUGUCCACCUUGAUCGCUAUGUUCCUGAAGAAAUUGUUCUUAGCUGUGAACUUUCAAGGCCAAAUGGAAAGGUGACAUGGUUCAAGGAUGGACAGAAACUACAGGAGAGUGAAAACAUAAAGCUAAAGACAGAGGGUCCAUAUAGACGGCUAAAAAUUCUGCACAGUGGUGUUGAGGACUCUGGAGAAUAUGUCUGUGACACAGCUGAUGAUUCAAUAUUCUUCAAUCUAAACAUAAAAGAACCACCAGUGCGCAUAGUUUCUCCAAGUCAGUCCCAAAUGGAACUUUGCCAACAGACUUCUGAAAGGAUGGUCCUGAGUUGUGAAAUCUCUAGACCAAACGCCACUGUACGUUGGUAUCGAGAUGGACUUGAAGUGGAGGAGAGUGACAGCCUAAUUCUGGAGGUUGAUGGUGUCUAUAGGAGACUUAUUAUCCCAAAACCUACUGUCAAAGACUCUGCAGAAUAUGUCUGUGACAGCGAUGACUCAGUAACCUUCUUUGUAAACAUUGCAGAGCCACCAGUUAGAUUUAUUCGGCCAAGGAAAAUGGCCUAUGUAGUAGAGAAACUUGUGGGAGACACUGUGGUUCUGGAGUGUGAAGUGUCUCGACCAAAUGCUGAAGUCACUUGGAAGAAGGAUGGAGAAGAGAUAGAGGAGAACAGCAACAUAACAAUCACAGAGGAUGGCACAAAUCGACAGUUAACCAUUCACUCUGCAGCUUUUGAAGACACAGGGCAAUAUGUCUGUGAUGCUAGAGAUGAUGUGAUGGAUUUCCUAGUGAAAAUCAAAGAUCCACCACUAAAAAUUCUGCGGAAAGCUGACCUAGAAACAAAGUGCCUAUUUGUAGCAUCUGACGCUAUUGUGUUAAAAUGUGAGAUCUCAAGAGCAAAUGGAGUGGUCAGUUGGCUUAAAGACAAUGAGAAGAUUGAGGGAAAUGAGCAUUUCAUCUGUGAAGAGGAAGGGACAUUCAGAUCUCUGACUGUCCUCAGUGCUGAAUUGAAGGACUCAGGGGAGUACAUCUGUGAUUCACAAGAGGAUAAAGUUGUCUUCAGUGUUACUGUAGAAGAGGCUCCAGUGUCCAUUGUUGGAAAUUCAGAGAAGCCAGAACACCACAUUUUAAUGACAGGAGAUGAGCUUAUCCUGGAAUGUGAGGUAUCUCGAGUAAAUGCUAUAGUCCAGUGGUACUGCAAUGGAUGUUUACUACAAGAGGAUUCACGCACACACAUUGAAAGCAGAAAAACAGUGAGGAAGCUUGUGCUAUCAGGACUUCAGACAUCUGACUCUGGAGAGUAUCUCUGUGAUGCCAUUGAUGACAAAAUGAUAACUAGGCUAACAGUUGAAGAACCACCAUUUAAAUUCAUUAAAAAAGAUGAAAGAACAAAUAUUUCAGCCUAUGAAGAAGACAGUGUGACACUACGUGCCCUUGUUAAUAGAGUCAAUGCCCCAGUGAAAUGGCAAAGAGGCCAUGAUCCAAUCAGAGAUGAUCGUUUCCACACAACAAGUGAUGGUAACACCCACUACCUCACUAUUAACCCACUUAAGAGAUGUGAUACUGGAGAGUAUACGUGUCAUGUGGAAUCUGACCAGAUGCAUUUCAGUCUCCAUGUUAAAGCAAUGAAGGUAAAAUUCUCCAAACCACUAGAUAAUGUAGUGGGACUCAAAGGUAGUGAUGUGGUUUUAAAAUGUGAACUGGUCAAGUCAAAAGGAGAUGUUCAGUGGCUUAAAGGCAGCCAAGAGAUUGCACCAAACAGACAUUUUACAAUAAGAGCUGAAGGUCGAGUGAGAAGCCUGACAAUACAUGAGGUCACAGAAGAUGAUGCAGGAGACUAUGCUUGUGAAUCUAAAGAUGAAAGGACAUCAGCUACUGUAGUGGUCAACACUCCUCGCAUUGUGGAGUUUAUCGUAGAGCUACACAACAUAACUGUCAUGGAAGGAGAAGACGCAACAUUUAAGUGUGUGGUAUCUCCAGAGGAUGCAAAGUUGGCCUGGUUUAGGAAUGGCCAGCCAAUUUCAUCAAAUGAGAAGUUCAACAUCUCAAGUAAUGGAUUAUGCCAUACGCUGCAUAUCACCAACUGCCAAGUCUCAGAUAGCUGCAAGUUGACAGCUGAGGCUGAAGGUGUGAUUUCCAGAGCUACCCUUCAGGUCCAAGAGGCAAAUGUGCUUUUCACGAAGAGCAUGAGCCCGGUAGUUGCAGAGGAGUUUGGUGAAGCAACGCUUGAGGUGGAGGUCAGCCAUGAAACUGCAGAGGUGCAGUGGAUGAGACAAGGAGUGGUAAUACAUCCAGGGUCCAAAUUCAUCCUGAAGCAGAAUGGCAAAAAACGUUCUCUCACAAUCCACAAACUCACCCUUUCAGACCGGGGCACCUACAGCUGUGAAACGCUUCAUGACCGUACACAAGCCAAGCUCACUGUGGAACCACGAAAAAUCAAGAUUCGGAAAGGUCUAACUGAGAUCCAGACUUAUGAACGAGAGACGGCUUCGUUUGAGGUGGAGCUGUCACAUAACAAUGUGGAGGGUGUAUGGCAGAAGGAUGAGCACAUUCUCAAAAACAACAACCGUUUGCGUAUGACUGCAAAAGGACGAGCACACAGCCUAACCAUCUCCAACCUGACCUUGGAUGACACUGGAACCUACAUAUUCUCUGUUGACAACAUCAGAUCAAUAGCAAGAUUGGAUGUUAAAGAAAUUCCUGUAUCAAUUCUGAAAAAGCUUGAGGAUAUCAGGCAACCAGAGGGAUCUGGUAUAACCCUUGAAUGUGAGCUCUCACGGCACAACGUGGACAUAAAGUGGACAAAGAAUGAUGUUCAGCUUAAACCAGGAAAAAAUCAUCGUAUUUAUUCAAUGGGAAGAAAGUGCUUUCUACAUAUACUGAAGUGUGAGCUGGGAGACUCUGGUUUAUAUAUGUGUGAUGCUGGGGAUGCCACAACAUCCUGUACAGUGGAUAUCUAUGAGAGGGAGCUUGAGAUACUACAAAGCUUAGAGGAUCUGGAUAUUCAAGAAGGUCAGAAUGCAGUGUUCAUGUGUGAAGUGUCCCUGGAGGAUGUGCCCGGAGAGUGGUUUAAGAAUGGCGAGAAGAUAAAACCAACCAGCACCAUUAAGAUCCGUCAGGAAGGAACAAAGCACUUCCUCCUCAUAUGCAAUGUUAAAGAAGACAGUUCUGGAGAGAUGAAGUUUGUUGCCAAGAAUCUUGAGACUACAGCUUACCUUGAGGUGGAAGCACUACCAGCAAACAUUGUGAAACCACUUCAGGAUAAAACUGCUCUGGAAAAGACCCGUGUCAUACUGGACUGCACUCUGACAAAUCCCCGUUGUAGCAUUCGCUGGUAUAAGGGCCCGAAUAUCAUCCUGCCCUCAGAACGCUUUGAGAUCUGCAGUGAAGGGUGUUACCGAAAACUUGUGAUUCAGCAGGUGUUGCUAGAGGAUGAGGGCACCUACAGCGUUCAAGUUGGAAACUACACAUCUUCAGCAAAACUAACUGUUGAAGCUCAGUCAGUCCUGAUGGUGCGAGAGCUGCAGGAUGUGGAUGUAACAGCUCCUGCAGAUGCAUGCUUUGAAUGUGAAGUCUCUUUGCCUGUGGCCAUGGCACCUACCUGGACCCUGAAUGGGGAGACACUGCAUCCUGGUCCUAAAGUUGUGGUAGAGAAACUGGGAACCGUUCAUAGGCUCACUCUCAAACAAACAUCUGAAGACAUGGGCGGCACCGUGUGCUUUAUCACUGGGAGAGCUAAAAGCACAGCACAUCUGCAGGUCAUAGGUAACCACUGAGAAACAACACAAGUUACAGUGCAUAAUACUCAACUAUGCCACUAUUUAAAUACAAAAACACCAAAGGAAAUUAUGAAACUAUUAACUCUUUUAAUGUGUCUGAAAGUGAUAGGUCUAUCAUUAAUUUAUUUGAAAUCAAAAUUUUACAUCUUUAGUGUCAUGUUUUACACAUUAUAUCCCGGUUUACAUGGUUUACCAUCCAUCACAUAAUAAUUGUUUGGUUUUUCUAAAUUUAUGAUCAAACGCAUUGUGCUUUAUAAAAAAAUACAAAAAAUGAACAACACCAGGCCAGAUUCCCAGACAUGUAAUUAACCCAUGUCGUUAUGACUUAAGUUUCUUGCACAGUAAUUUGGUAUUUAAUUUUUGAAAUUUGUGUACUACUGUAUAUCCUUGUAUAGAUAUUCCGUGUUGUUUUUUUAAUUCUUGUUUUGUGGGAUGCAGAUUAAAGUGAGGUUAUGGCAUGUAAUAAAAAUGUGCAGGGCCAAAGAUUAUCAAAAGAGGGUUUGGGAUGGAAAGUGACUUCAACUAUAUAACAAAUACACUGAGUUCAUGAAUACAGACAUUUACAAAUAAAUGAAAAUGGUUUUAAGAGUUUUAGUUGUUUGCUUCUGUUGUAAUAAAAGGUGUCCCAAUUCAUGCCUUUUACUUAAGUAUCCAAAUAAAGUGCUGCAGUUUUCCCUUGUUUAUCAA
Messenger RNA from Cyprinus carpio (common carp), 7835 nucleotides. RefSeq names its product obscurin-like protein 1. Gene Ontology annotation, molecular function: protein binding. The record is from RefSeq and is a predicted model, not a curated record. Lineage: Eukaryota; Metazoa; Chordata; Actinopteri; Cypriniformes; Cyprinidae.